Molecule: messenger RNA, 1182 nt
Organism: Suncus etruscus (white-toothed pygmy shrew)
Lineage: Eukaryota; Metazoa; Chordata; Mammalia; Eulipotyphla; Soricidae
Gene: DHRS7
Product: dehydrogenase/reductase 7
Exons: 7
Coding region: 27-1028 (333 amino acids)
Molecular function (GO): oxidoreductase activity
Source: RefSeq, a predicted model, not a curated record
GGUCUCGGGGCGCAGCUGCCGCCGCGAUGAGCUGGGCGCUGGCGCUGGGCGCGCUGCUGCUGCUGCUGCUGCUGCUGCUCUUCGUGCGCGCCGAGGGCGACCUGCGCCUGCUCUGGGCCGAGCGGUGGGGCCGGCGGCCGGAAUGGGAGCUGACCUCUCAGGUGGUGUGGAUAACUGGAGCAUCAAGUGGGAUUGGCGAAGAGCUGGCUUACCAGCUAUCCAAACUAUGCGUUUGUCUUGUGCUGUCAGCCAGAAGAUUGGAUGAGCUAGAAAGAGUGAAAAAUAAAUGCCUUGAAACUAGCCAUUUAAAAGAAAAAGAUAUACUUGUUCUGCCUCUCGACCUGGCCGAUAGAAAUUCUCAUGCAGCAGCGACCAAAGCAGUUCUCCAGAAGUUUGGUAAAAUCGACAUUCUGGUCAACAAUGGCGGGAAAUCUCAGCGCUCUUUGGUUGUAGACGCCAGCUUGGAUGUCUACAAGGAACUCAUAGAGAUCAACUACUUGGGGACAGUGUCUUUGACAAAGUGUGUUCUGCCUCACAUGAUUGAGAAGAAACAAGGCAAGAUUGUUACUGUGAACAGCCUCAUGGGUUUUAUGGCUGCACCCCUCUCCAGUGGAUAUUGCGGCAGCAAGCAUGCACUGCAGGGAUUUUGUGACGCGCUCCGGACUGAACUUGUUUCAUAUCCAGGCAUACUAGUUUCUACCAUUUACCCGGGACCUGUACAAUCAAAUAUUGUUAAGGAAUCGUUUACUGAGGAAGUCACAAAGAUUGUAGGUAAUCCUGGCGAUCAGUCCUAUAAGAUGGCCACCAGUCGUUGUGUGCGGUUGAUGUUAGUCAGCAUGGCCAAUGACCUGAAAGAAGUUUGGAUCUCAGAUCACCCUUACUUGUUACUGGCAUAUAUGUGGCAAUAUAUGCCAACGUUGGCCAGGUGGAUAACUGGAAAACUCGGGAAGAAGAGAAUUCAGAACUUUAAAAGUGGUGUGGAUGCUGAUUCCUCUUAUUGUAAAAUCUGGAAGACAAAAUGUGAGUGAAGAAGUACUUGCAUUUAUCAAGCCCCUGGAGACAGAAAUGGCUACCAUGGAAACUGCAAUCCUCUUAUAUACUACUGCAGACUAAUUUGUGAUUUUAUUUUUUAAGAUACAACUGUUGCUGCAACAUGAUAAUAAAUGAUUGUUGGGCACCUGC